AUGCUUGACUUUGUUGAUGACGCGUCGCGACGCGAGAAAUGCUUCACCACCAUCACGCAGCUCCCCGCAUCGGUCGACCCGAAGCAGGUUGCAAGUAAAAAGUCGCCUUUCUCUGCCAUCCUCAACCACCCAUUUGUGCAUACGGUCGAAACUAUUCUCCCAAAAGACGCCUAUGACAGUAUUCAGGCGUCACUGGAUGCUACGCUGCAGAACCCUCAAUACGCUCGGGUUUUCAUGUACCCAUCUGAUAUACUCGAAAAUGAAUUUUUCAAUACAUACAUCAAAACUGGAAAUAUCCUCAUGAUAUCCGAAGGCCGUGCAGGCUUAGAUACCGUGUUCACAUUGCGAGAUGGCCUGCUCAAGAUAGAAGCUGGGAAAGAAAUCUACGAACGCAUUGGACUCUCGGGUAAAUCAAUUCGAAGUGGCGGUCGGAAACACAACAAAGAAAGAUUCGUGAUUGAACUCAAUCUACGGCUUCCUUCAAUGCUACAUGGAAAAAAAGGCUUUGACCGGAUUGUAUGGUCAUUCAAGAACGUUCUAAAUCAAUCCAUGUCAUGGUUGUUUUGCGAUCUGGAUUCCGCAGGACAAAAUAAUGAUGCCAAGCCAGUUCAAAAACAUUCACCUCAGUGGUUCAAUUGCGCCCCGCUCCGAAAUAGCUUAGGACGAACCGUGAUACCGCCGUUGUCAGGCUUAGUCGCAAAAGACACACCCGAGGUUGAGUUACAGGAGGCUUGCGGUUCCUUCUCAGAAUGGAUUGCCUUAGUCCAAAUGCGGUCACCUCGUGUAUCUGCUGGUGAUGAUGUUGACCCCUAUCUAAGUCGCUACAGUGUUCCAGACUUGGACAAAGCAAGCACUUCUGAAUUGAUUAGCUUGAAAUGGCACGGUCUCAUCUCUACGAAGUGGAUUUUACACUUAUUUUCGUCUCUGUUAUCUCAGACCACCAGCUUCAGUUCCUCUGCAUGGUUUAUCCUUUCCGCAUCUGCUUUGGGCAAGCAGGCUGUAGAAGGUAGAGAUGGAUUCACAAUCGCGGCUGCUCCAAACAUUUGUUCAGAGCAAGCUGGCGAGGCAGGAGCCACCGACAGGCGCCAUGCGAUCUGUUGGGAAUUUGUGGGAGCAACCACAACAGAGAAUUGA
Penicillium odoratum is the source of this 1134-nucleotide messenger RNA. Its product is annotated as ribonuclease P protein subunit p40. Gene Ontology annotation, molecular function: ribonuclease P activity; ribonuclease MRP activity. Gene Ontology annotation, cellular component: ribonuclease MRP complex; multimeric ribonuclease P complex. The record is from RefSeq and is a predicted model, not a curated record. Lineage: Eukaryota; Fungi; Ascomycota; Eurotiomycetes; Eurotiales; Aspergillaceae. Gene Ontology annotation, biological process: tRNA 5'-leader removal; endonucleolytic cleavage in ITS1 to separate SSU-rRNA from 5.8S rRNA and LSU-rRNA from tricistronic rRNA transcript (SSU-rRNA, 5.8S rRNA, LSU-rRNA); tRNA 3'-end processing. The coding region runs from base 1 to 1134 and encodes 377 amino acids. The transcript is spliced from 7 exons.